UCAAAAAGCUCUUAAUUGUUCAAUUUGAAAAGAAAAAGAAUUCUCCAUUUCCUGGAAAUUGCUUCCGUCACCGACCUCGUUUUCCAAAAUCCCAAACCGCUUCGAAUUUGUUCUCUCUGUUUCCCUUGCUCUACGCGCUUGUGGCCAUUCGUGCUGACCUAACUCUCUUCCCCUCUGGCUCUAUAUAUCAUUCUAGAGUUUUCUCGUGUUCAAAUUUGAAACCCAACGCAGUGAAUUGCGUGAAGAGUUGGGGAUUUUGAUUGCGUUUCCAGGGAUUAUUAGUUUUUAAAAUUGGGGAUGAAGAGGGCGAAGUUGGAAAAAUUCGACUUCUUCGUGUCUCUGAGCAGGCAAAGAUCGAUUCAGAUUCUGAUCGGAGUUGGGCUUCUGUAUGUACUUCUGAUAACCCUAGAAAUCCCCUUCGUGUUAAGGACUGGGUUCAGCGCUUUGUCCCAGGAGGCUCUAUCUCGGCCACCUAGGCUUGAGUCCGAGGAGGACUUGGAAGAACGAGAGGCCCCAACUCGCCCCAACAAGCUCAUUUCCUUACACUCGCCCCAGCCGGCUCAGUCUCGACCCACCGAGUACAAGAUUUUGUCCGGCUUGGCCUUCGACCCUAAGACUUUCGAUUCGGGUCGCGGGAACGGGGCUUCGGAGCUUUACAAGUCGGUGAGGAUGGCCUGGGAAGUGGGGACCAAGUUCUGGCAAGAGAUUGAAUCUGGGAAAGCUAAGUUUAUCGUCCAAAUAAACCGGUCGGUGGAGGCGUGCCCGCAUUCGGUUUCGGUAUCCGGGUCGGAUUUCUUGGCCCGCAAGCAAGUCAUGGUUCUACCUUGCGGGCUCACGCUGGGUUCGCACGUGACUUUGGUCGGGAAGCCGAGGCCGGCACAUGCCGAGCACGACCCGAAGAUAGCGCUGAUGAGGGAGGAUGAGGACUCGGUGAUGGUGUCGCAGUUCAUGGUGGAGUUGCAGGGCUUGAAGACCGUGGAGGGCGAGGACCCACCUAGAGUUUUGCAUUUCAAUCCGAGGUUGAAAGGGGACUGGAGUGGGAAGCCCGUGAUUGAGCUCAAUACAUGCUAUAGGAUGCAGUGGGGGUCGGCGUUGAGGUGCGAGGGAUGGAAGUCUAAGGCUGAUGAAGAAACAGUUGAUGGUCAGGUGAAGUGUGAGAAGUGGAUUCGAGAUGAUGACAAUGGCUCAGAGGAGUCUAAGGCAACAUGGUGGUUGAACCGACUAAUAGGCCGAACAAAAAGGGUUACUGUUGACUGGCCAUAUGCAUUUGCAGAAGGCAAGCUGUUUGUUCUAACUAUUAGUGCUGGAUUUGAGGGUUAUCAUGUUAAUGUUGAUGGGAGGCAUGUCACCUCUUUCCCUUAUCGCACUGGAUUUACUUUGGAGGAUGCCACUGGGCUAGCAGUGAGUGGGGAUGUUGAUGUCCACUCUGUCUUUGCUGCCUCGUUACCUGCAUCACAUCCUAGUUUUUCUCCACAGCGACAUCUUGAGUUUUCAAGCAGAUGGAAGGCCCCGCCACUUCCGGAUGGGGAUGUGGAGCUUUUCAUUGGUAUUCUCUCUGCUGGCAACCAUUUUGCCGAGCGGAUGGCUGUAAGGAAGUCUUGGAUGCAGCAUAAGCUUAUCAAGUCUUCAAAUGUGGUAGCUCGUUUCUUUGUAGCAUUGCAUGCAAGAAAGGAAGUGAAUGUUGAAUUGAAGAAAGAAGCAGAGUUUUUUGGAGAUAUUGUUAUUGUGCCUUACAUUGAUAACUAUGAUCUCGUUGUCUUGAAAACUGUUGCCAUCUGUGAAUAUGGGGUUCGCACAGCAUCUUCCAAGUAUAUUAUGAAGUGUGAUGAUGACACAUUUGUGAGAGUGGAUGCAGUUUUUGAUGAAGCAAAGAAAGUGCCCAAGGGUAGGAGCUUGUACAUUGGGAACAUAAAUUACUACCAUAAGCCCCUGCGCUUUGGCAAAUGGGCAGUAACAUAUGAGGAGUGGCCAGAAGAAGAUUACCCACCCUAUGCAAAUGGACCAGGCUAUAUUUUGUCAUCUGACGUAGCACACUUCAUCGUAUCUGAGUUUGAGAAACAUAAAUUAAGGCUGUUUAAAAUGGAAGAUGUGAGUAUGGGAAUGUGGGUGGAGCAGUUCAAUAGCUCAAAACCAGUUGAGUAUGUGCAUAGCUUGAAUUUCUGCCAGUUUGGGUGCAUAGAAGAUUAUUAUACAGCUCAUUACCAGUCUCCAAGGCAGAUGAUCUGUUUGUGGGGCAAAUUGCAAUCGCGGGGAAGGCCUCAGUGCUGCAACAUGAGAUGAUGAUUCUUGGCCUGCUUCAUGUUUAUAAUGCUGCCUUCGCUUUCUGGCGGCGGAUGGGGAGGAGGUUGCAAUGCCUUCAGAAUCUGACAGAGAAAACACAGAGAAACAAGUUUUGCAGUCAGCAUCAGGUAUUGUACAUUUUGUGGAAUUGGGUUAGUCAUCUCCGGCCAUCUAUACCUUCCAAAUUCUUUCAUUAUUUCUAGCUCCUCGUUUCCUUUCUUUCCCCCACUUCCUUUUUGGGGCCUUUGAUGCCGGAAGAUGAUGAGAUUAGAUGUGCAGGGAACAAAUUCAUACCAAUCCAAACUCUGUAAUUUACGUUCGAACCACAGCAGAUGGAAAUGAUUAUCAUUUAGAUUCAAAA
This is a messenger RNA of Alnus glutinosa, 2641 nucleotides long. Its product is annotated as hydroxyproline O-galactosyltransferase GALT6. The record is from RefSeq and is a predicted model, not a curated record. Gene Ontology annotation, cellular component: Golgi membrane. The coding region runs from base 298 to 2280 and encodes 660 amino acids. NCBI's taxonomy places the organism in Eukaryota, Viridiplantae, Streptophyta, Magnoliopsida, Fagales, Betulaceae. Gene Ontology annotation, molecular function: carbohydrate binding; galactosyltransferase activity. The transcript has 7 exons.